CCUAGCCCCAACAGGUUUUAAUUAAUACAUUUUUAUUUAACUAGGCAAGUCAGUUAAGCAAAAACUAUUAUUUGCAUUUACUGCCUACCCCGGCCAAACCCUAACGACGCUAUGCCAAUUGUGCGCCGCCUUAUGGGACUCCCAAUCACGGCUGAUUGUGAUACAGCCUGGAAUCGAACCAGGGUCUGUAGUGACGCCUCUAGCACUGAGAUGCAGUGCCUUAGACCGCUGCACCAGUUAGUGGAGGUCUUGGGGACCAGGGCCCUGAAGGACCCAAAGUAAGGAUUAUGCUAAACUUCCUAUACCUCCAGAAAUGUUCUAGAUAAAGAUACAGCUAAAAUGUACAGAGAAAGUUGGGGAAAGGUGAAUGAUGCCCCUCUUUCCCAGGGUGACCUAGUGGAGUGACGGAACCUCCUGGGGAUACUGGCAUCAGGUUUCCUACACCUAAGGCCAGUUGAAAUCUGUUGUUAGAGGUGACUUCUACCUCUUUUCUGUCAUACGAUCUCUCUAGUCAUCUCUGACUCUAAUCCUAAUUUAUCCUGUGUCAGAACACCUAGGGUGAUAAAGGAAACCAGGGAAGACCUGGACCUACCAGUCCCAUGGGUAUGAGUGAACCAGGACUGCCAUAUGUCUACUAGUGUCUGAUUGGUCGUCCAGGGCUUCAGGGAACACAAGGGUUCCCAGGAGAGGGUCUACCAGGGCCUAAGGAUGACAUGGGUUCAAGGUUCAAAGGUGACAAGGGAGACCAUGGUCCACCUGGGUCUUCCAGCCCUCGUGGGCCACCAGGGCUGGGAAUAUUCAUCCCGAAGGGUGACCAGGGCUUCCCAGGGCAGCACGGACCACAGGGAGAGAGAGGAGUUGUGGAGCCAGGGCCGAAGGGUGAACCAGGACCUGACGGAUCCUCUGGGAUACCUGGUAUACUUGGGGAAGAUGGAGCGGUCCAACCUAAGGUUGUCACGUCCUGACCAGUAUAAGGGUUAUUUGUUAUUGUAGUUUGGUCAGGACGUGGCAGAGGGUAUUUUGUUUAUGUGGUUCGGGGUGGUGAUUUAUUUAAUAGGGUGUUGGUUUAGUUAGUUCUGGGUUUUUGGGGUUAUGUUCUAGGUUUGUAUUUCUAUGUGGUCUCUAGUCUUUUGUAUUUCUAUGUCUAGUUUAUUGGGGUUGGACUC
Salmo salar (Atlantic salmon) is the source of this 1166-nucleotide messenger RNA. Lineage: Eukaryota; Metazoa; Chordata; Actinopteri; Salmoniformes; Salmonidae. The record is from RefSeq and is a predicted model, not a curated record.